Arachis duranensis is the source of this 694-nucleotide messenger RNA. RefSeq lists its product as uncharacterized. Bases 230 to 466 code for a protein of 78 amino acids. The record is from RefSeq and is a predicted model, not a curated record. The transcript is spliced from 2 exons. NCBI's taxonomy places the organism in Eukaryota, Viridiplantae, Streptophyta, Magnoliopsida, Fabales, Fabaceae.
AUCUGUGGUUUGUGUUGUGGCUGUGAAAUCUGAAAUUGCAAUUUAUGGUUCUCUCAUCAGAAACAGGAAAAGCGCUCGUCUAAUCCAACACCUCCGCUUCGCGAAGCUUCUCUCGACUCUACCGUCCUUGCCGCUUUCUUCUUCCACCAACAACACUGACCCUCCGCUCUCGCUUAUUCUUACAUGUCAGUGCUCAAUUUGGGAACUGAUCAGAUUGUUUUUGCCUUCCAUGGGAAACAAAAUGGGGAAGCAAGAGAAGGAUGAUGUAAUAUUUUUGAAGAUCGUACCUCCUGUGGACCAGGUAUAUGCCAAGUGGCUUGCUAGAGAUGUUGAGAGAAUUCAUCGCUUUGUUCCGAAACAUACUCGUGCAGUAAAGCCACCGGAUCAUUAUGUGGAGUACAUGAAGUUGAAUGGAUUGUUGGAUGUGGAUCUAGAUGAUCCUGCUCUUGCGCAUUUGUUCAAGUAGAUAUAUAAUCUCAGAUCUGUAUGCAAUUCAGAGAAGUAGCAUGAGUUGAUAUACUUGCAUUGCAUUGUGAAUAACUGAAUAUAUUGAUGUUUAUUUUCCUGUCUUUCAUUGCUUUUUCCUGUAAGAGUUUCUAGAGUUUUUGUUUCUUAAAAUCUUUGUUUGGAUAGAUGACAAAGAGAAUGAUUGCUUGGGAGUGAUUUGAAGAAAGUUGCUAUAUUUAUAGUUCAA